Cylicocyclus nassatus is the source of this 399-nucleotide messenger RNA. NCBI's taxonomy places the organism in Eukaryota, Metazoa, Nematoda, Chromadorea, Rhabditida, Strongylidae. The record is from the annotation of a GenBank genome assembly.
AUGGUAGAAACAGAGAAUCAGCGUCCAUUACUGAUAUGGAGCGCACAUUUUAACUUCAAAAUGUUUGGUCCAGUAGCAGCUCAACUAGAAAUGGCAAUCACAUCAGAAGAGCUAAUUAGUUCGGAAUAUCGCUCAGGACGAGUGAGAAAUGCCGAAGAAAUUCUUGAUCAUCCUUUGGUCAACGAAUGGCAGCGCAGAGGCUUACCAGUUGUUGUUGCUGGAGAUCUUAACACACCAUCACAUCUCGACUGGACGGUUGCGACGAGAAAGCGCCACGGUGACUGGGUGGUCCGGUGGCCGGUGACAGAACUCUUCGAGAAGGCUGGAUUUCAUGAUGCAUAUCGAACAAUUUAUCCGAGUGCUGUCAUUAAUCCAGGCAAGUGCAAUCUUGAGUCGUAA